ACUUUGGGCGAGGACCACGGGGACGAUCUUGGUGAGCUGCAAGGUGUUCCUCUCUAGCAACACAAGUCAAAACUUAAGAUAACAUCCAGUAGCAGUAAUCGCCGUAAUGUGACGUACCAGCGCACUGGUCCGAGGGUUGGUGGCACCUUCCUGUUGCUGCCUCUGCUCCUGCAUUCGUUUCUGCCUUUGGCGGUCCUGAUUCCUGGUAAGGAUUCCCGUCAUGCUCAUCCUGGGUCCAGGCAGGUUAAACUGAUAGCCAAGCUUGAUCAAGUUGUAGUUUUCCCUGAGUAUCUUCACCAUCUCCAUCUCAACCUAAAGCCGGGCAAGCCAUGUUGUGACAUACAGAAUAUAAGCUGUAAACAGGUCAACCAUCCAACCAACCUGUCCUCCACACAUGUGCCUCUGGUUGUGGAAUCGGAGCUCCGUCAGGGUGUUGUUUGCCGGCAGAGCUUGAACCAUGGCCAUCACGCCCUUCCCGCUCACGUAGUUGGACUCGAUGUUGAGGCUGACGACGGACGAGUUCUCCCGCAGCAUCUUGGCGAUAGCCAGGGCCACCGGGUCGUCUGCUCGGGUGUUGGCGAGGCUGAAGAGUCGCACUGGUGUUUUCCUGCCAUUACGACCAACGUGGCCAUCUCAUGACACAACUUAAGAAACUCCAGUCAGAUGAUCUUCAAGGCACACUGUGUCCUCUUCUUGAGCCACUUGUUGACAAGUUUGAAUCUGUGCACGGGGAAAUUUGGAGCGCCAAUAACUGAUGAUGUGAGCAAACUGUCGCUACUGAAGCACAACGUCCCCUCAGAUUAUGAGAUUCCAGUUCAGUACAUUCCCAAAGAAGUGGCUGGUGAGUGCUGGGUGGUGUUAAACAUCUACCCCUUGGAGCAAAGUCUUCGCCACCUGGCCAGCAUGUUUGGCGCCAUCUCUUCCAACAAGGACAACAUCACCGUCUUCAUCGCCAUGCUCAAGAGCCUACGCUUCACCUUUGACCACGGGGAGCUGGAAACAGCAAUGCAAGUCUUCCAGUGUCACUACGAGGAAGAGAGGUUAAAGAGCGCUCUUUAUUUCGACUACAUUGAGGAUAUCCUCCGUGCUGCGCGUGAGGAAACCUCCAGCUUCUCCUGCAAGCCGCCCCCGUGUCUCCACACGCAGCAAACACCAGGGGGUCGCCAGGAAGGUCGGGAAUACAGAUGGUGGAAAAGAACGCCGUUGCUGCUGGUCUUCAUUCCUGUAACAGCUUGCGUCACGCUCAUCUUAUGGCGGGUAAAAUCUAGACGCCAUUUACCAGAGCGCCGUGCUGAAAACGUCCAACUGGCCGCACCUUGUUACAUGAUUCCGAGUGUGUCCGUCUCCAUCCCGCUUCAAACGGACGCCAACAGUCUCCCAGGGGAGGACGCCAUCCCGGGGCAUGAAAGCGGAUGAAGAUGGAGGAAUCUGUACAGGAGAAGAUUGUUCGGGAACCAUUUUCUGUUUGCGGUGCACAAAACGAGGUCCAUGCAGGCCUGUUUGGAUGGGUUUGCUGUGCAGGAGCAUGAUCUGGUGAACUUUCACCUCACAAAUGCUUUUCUGGAGGAAUAGACUCCCAAAGACAGUCUUCAUUUAUUCUAGAAAGGAGCCUGAGGAUUUAGCAUAGGGGUUUCCCACAUUGUGUACUGUAUAUUAUGACGGGAUGAGAACGUACAUGUAUGAAAACAUGUGUUUGAGCCACUCUUGCACUUGUUGUCGGCAACAGCUGGUCACAAACAACCGUGGUUCAACAAGAGUCCCACUCUGUAUAUCAAAGCUCAGCAGCAGAUGGCACAGAUAGAGAUGUGAAUCCCUCCAUUGUGUCCCCAGUGAUCUAUCGCUUCUUCUUCUUCUUCGUCUUCUUCUUGGACCACAGUGAAGAGCGCUGGAGUUUUUUUAAUGCCUCAUUCACUGAGUCAAUCCAGUUCAGUCAUGAGACUCAGUGGAGAGUGAGCGCUCUUGUCCGGGAUGUGUCACAGACGACAGGAGCGUGGAGGAGAUACAGACAGGACGGACGGACGGAUGGCAUGAGCUCAGCGAGGAGCAUAAGAGGGGGGCUUGUUCUCGCCACAAAAGACGUGGCCGUAGGCUGGAGGAAAUGCCACUCACAAACACGACUGAUGUCGGCAGAGCUCGAUGAAUCAACACGCGAGGAAUCUCUGCAGACCGCAGCAACUGAACGACGGAGGAUGAUUCAUAUUUCAAUAACAGUUUUUGGUAUCAGAAUGACUGCUUUCCAAGAACACCUUCGUUGAAAUGUUAUUUUGCUACACAAAUGUCACACAUUCUCCAUGUCAGUGUGAGAUAUAACAACAGUUACAGCUUUCAUUAAAAGUAUUUUUCAUUGUUUUUGUACUGUUUUGUGAUUUUAAAACAUGACAAAUUAUGCAUCAUACACAAAUGUGUUCCUAAUAUUUUGAUCAGCUUAUUCAGCCACACAACUGGCUCCAAACAUUAGAAACAGCUGUCAGUAUGAUCACUUUCAUUU
Dunckerocampus dactyliophorus (ringed pipefish) is the source of this 2488-nucleotide messenger RNA. RefSeq names its product kit ligand-like. Gene Ontology annotation, cellular component: plasma membrane. Gene Ontology annotation, biological process: positive regulation of cell population proliferation; cell adhesion. The record is from RefSeq and is a predicted model, not a curated record. NCBI's taxonomy places the organism in Eukaryota, Metazoa, Chordata, Actinopteri, Syngnathiformes, Syngnathidae. The transcript is spliced from 8 exons. The coding region runs from base 664 to 1416 and encodes 250 amino acids. Gene Ontology annotation, molecular function: stem cell factor receptor binding; cytokine activity.